AGAGCAGAAGAAAACAAUCGCCAAAUAAGCUAGAUAUCAAAACUUGAUUGGCGGCUCAAAAUCCUUGAGGUUACUUCAGCUCAUAUCAACAUGCGUGUAGUUUUCCCCCACCCAUGACUUCCUCUAUCAACUAGUUUUCACCAGUUUUUGCUGUGAAGAUUUUUGUCUAUGAAAAUACUUCUGAGACUCCCAGAAGCAAUGAAACUUGCUUAUGAAACAAUAUCACCACUUGGUGGCAAAGAUUACAAUCUCUCUCCAGUGCUUCUUCUACACGGAAUGCUAGACUCUCGGAAAACAUGGAAAUAUGUGGCUUCGAAACUCGCAAAUAACACAGGAAGAAAGGUUUAUGCUAUUGAUGCAAGAAAUCACGGUGACAGUCCCUGGGACGAUAGAUUUGAUUUUGAUGUUUUAGCAGACGAUCUAGAUGAAUUCAUGGAUCAACAAUGCAUUUCCAAGGCCAUUCUUAUUGGACACAGUAUGGGAGGACGAACGGCAUUAACCCUAGCACUAAAGAAACCGGAAAAUGUGGAAAAGUUAAUCGUCGAAGACAUGACGCCUCGUAAUUUUACGCCUCGCUCUAGUAGAUUAAUAGUACAGCUAAUAAACGUUUUAAGAAGCUCACUUGAAGUUAUUCCACAAGGGGUUGAUGAAACCACAGCAAAGAAAACAAUUGUACAGUUUAUAAAAGAUUUAUUGCCAGAAGAAAAUAUACCUUCAUCUAAAGGAGAAUUUGAUUUAGAAAUGAUCCCUCUGAAGAAAGACGGCGAGAAUUACUUAUGGAAAGCAAAUCUGGAUGUUAUUGAAGAUAUGCUAACUACAGAUAAAAUACUGCAAAAUCUCUCUGGAACGUAUACGGGAAAAGCAUUAUUUUUAUACGGAACAAAAUCAUUUUUCAAAGUUGAGAAAGAUGAGCGGAUUCCACAAUUUUUUCCACAGUCAACAAAACUGGGAUUUGAAGGAGCCAAUCACUUGAUUCAUCAUGAAUUUCCGAAACAGUUUGUAGCAGAAGUUUCCAAAUUUAUAACUGGAAGAGUGAAUCCUCAAUCAAAAUACUAAGAAAUCAUGGAUAAUAUCGCCUAACUGUAUAAGAAAAAUAACUUCUUUCAAAUUGCAAUUUAUUUUUGUUUAAAUGAUUGAAUGAUGUUAAUAUGAGCGCUUAAAAAUAAAUAAAUGAAUAAAAAAUACGAUAAGAAAACGUUA
Uloborus diversus is the source of this 1200-nucleotide messenger RNA. Its product is annotated as protein ABHD11-like. NCBI's taxonomy places the organism in Eukaryota, Metazoa, Arthropoda, Arachnida, Araneae, Uloboridae. The coding region runs from base 169 to 1056 and encodes 295 amino acids. Gene Ontology annotation, cellular component: mitochondrion. Gene Ontology annotation, molecular function: catalytic activity. The record is from RefSeq and is a predicted model, not a curated record. The transcript is spliced from 6 exons.